UUUCAGACAAUAAAGUCCUGACGUGUGCUGCUGUGUGGAGGAUGCCGAAGGAAUUGGAAUCAGGCAGUCACGAAUCCCCUGACGAUUCAUCAAGCAACACUCAAGCCCUGGAGCUCCUCUGUCACCUUGACAACACAGCCCAUGGCAAUAUGGCCUGCGUUAUGUGGGAACCAAUGGGAGACGGUAAAAGAAUUAUUUCACUGGCUGAUAAUAACAUAUUAUUGUGGGAUUUGCAAGAAAGUUCAGCCAAAGCUGUGCUCUCUAGUUCUACAGCCUUGGAAGGGAGAGGGCAAUUAAAAUUUACAUCAGGGCGAUGGAGUCCUCACCACAAUUGCACACAGAUUGCAACAGCCAACGACACUAAUGUUCGAGGAUGGGAUACACGAACCAUGAAACAGAUAUAUUGCAUAGAAAAUGCACAUGGGCAGCUGGUACGAGACCUAGACUUUAAUCCCAAUAAACAGUACUACCUGGCUAGCUGUGGAGAUGACUGCAAGGUGAAAUUCUGGGACACAAGAAAUGUGACGGAACCGGUGAAGUCACUGGAGGACCAUUCCCACUGGGUCUGGAGUGUCAGAUACAAUCACUCUCACGACCAGCUGAUCCUUACAGGAAGCAGCGAUAGCCGAGUUAUCCUGUCUAACAUGGUAUCAAUUUCUUCUGAACCAUUUGGGCAUAUGGUGGAUGAUGAUGAACUAAGUGACCCAGAGGACCACCAACAGGAAGAGAAGAGUAAAGAGCCCCUUCAGGACAGUGUAAUAGCUACCUAUGAAGAACAUGAAGAUAGUGUAUACGCAGUUGAAUGGUCAUCAGCAGACCCAUGGCUGUUUGCCUCUCUAAGUUAUGAUGGGAGACUUGUCAUUAAUAGGGUUCCCAGAGCUCUUAAAUAUCACAUCUUGUUAUAAUUUGUUUUGAUUACUGGUGAAAUUAUUAUCUUGAUGUACAGAAUUGGUAGGUAUUGUUUUGGGCUUUUUUUAAGUUUUUGUUGUUGUUGUUAAGUAUAAAUGUUAAGGAGUGUAUCUGUACUAAUACAGAAACUUAUGUUUCAGGUUUUGACUUUUGUAUUU
This is a messenger RNA of Tinamus guttatus (white-throated tinamou), 1067 nucleotides long. Lineage: Eukaryota; Metazoa; Chordata; Aves; Tinamiformes; Tinamidae. The record is from RefSeq and is a predicted model, not a curated record.